AUGUGGCGGAAGAUCAUCACUUUGGCGCUGUGCUGCGCGUCUCUGCAGCGCGUCUCUGCCCCGCCCGCGCCGCUGCCAGACAUCGAGGUGGACGGCGGACUGGACCGCGACAUCUUUGAUAUCAAUGAAGAUGCGGGGUUGGACCUCUUCGAGGGAGACAUCGUGAUUGAUACGACGCAGCAGCGCAACUCCAUCAUCGGGGAGGAGUACAGGUGGCCCACCACCGUCCCGUACGUGCUGGAGGAUGACCUGGAGAUAAAUGCCAAAGGCGUGGUUCUGAAGGCCUUUGAGCAAUACCGACUGAAAACCUGCAUCGACUUCAAGCCCUGGACUGGAGAGAAGAACUACAUCUCUGUCUUUAAAGGAAGCGGCUGCUUCUCUUCCGUGGGAAACCGCCAUGUUGGGAAGCAGAGGCUGUCGAUUGGGGCAAACUGCGACCGGAUCGCCACCAUUGAGCACGAGUUCCUCCACGCGCUGGGCUUCUGGCACGAGCAGUCCCGGUCGGACCGAGACGACUACGUGAAGAUCAUGUGGGACCGAAUAUCCGCUGGUAAAGAACACAACUUUAACGUGUACGACGACACCACAUCCAGCGCCCUGGGCGUGCCCUACGACUACGGCUCCAUGAUGCACUACAGCAAAAACGCCUUCCGCAACGGCACCGAGCCGACCAUCGUCACCAACAUCCCGGCCUUCAGCGACGUCAUCGGCCAGCGGAUGGAGUUCAGCGACAGCGACCUGCUCAAGCUCAGCCGCCUCUACAACUGCACUCAAGGCUCCACUUUCCUGGACUCAUGUGACUUUGAACGUGAGAACAUCUGCGGGAUGAUCCAGGGCCAAGGAGACCAGGCGGACUGGCUCCGGGUUUCCAAGGCGGCUGGGGGGCCACUCACAGACUACUCCAAUUUGGGCAAAUGCACUGGCUCUGGAUACUUCAUGCAUUUCAACACCGGAACUGCGAAAGUUGGGGACGACGCCCUUCUUGAGAGCAGGUUUCUUUACCCCAAAAGAGGCUUCCAGUGUCUGCAGUUCUUCUACUACAACAGCGCCGGACCCAGUGACUCACUGAAGAUCUACGUGCGGGAGUUCGACAAAGCUCACCCCAACGGAACACUGCGUUUUAUCAAAGAAAUUGACGGAUCCCCUGAGGAUCUAUGGCAACUCCACCAUGUCAGCCUCGACGCCAAAACCAAGUUCCGCGUCGUCUUCCAAGGGACAAAAGAGGGUUCUGGUCCCUCAGCGGGCGGGUUGUCCCUUGACGACAUAAACCUGUCUGAGACAACGUGUCCAGAAUUCAUGUGGCGAGUGAAAAACUUCAGCAACGUGAUGGAGAACACACCCAUGGACGAAGCCAUCUACAGUCCGCUGUUCACCUCCAAGGAGGGCUACACCUUUCAGAUGAAGUUGUACCCCAGCGGCAAGGACGGAUACCCCGGAGAACUGUCCGCCUAUGCCAGUCUAGUCGCCCGCGAGGGCGACACCGGGCAAACCUGGCCAUGUCCGUGGAAACAAAUGACCAUGACGCUGAUGGACCAGCACCCACAUAUACAAAAACGUAUGUCCAACCAGCGCAGCGUCACCACCGACCCCUCCAAGAAGUCAGACUCCGGCGACUUUUUCUGGGACGAUCCUCAAAAGGUAGGCACAGAGGUCACAGCGCCUGAUGGUUCAAAGUAUUUCAGAGGACCAGGCUCGGGCACGGCCCUGUUCCUCACGCACCUCAGAGCCAGAAGCAGGGACUUCAUCAAGGGAGGGGACGCCAUCUUUCUCCUGACCAUGGAGGAUGUCUCCCAUCUAACGGCGACCCAGCCACCGCCUGUCACCGGGCAGAGUACCACCACACCAAGUCCCACCGAGCCGAGUGCCGCCAUGUCAACCACCACAGACAUUUGCAAUUUGAAAUGUCUCAAUGACGGCCUGUGUGUGCUGGACGGUUCCAAGCCUGUGUGCAGGUGCAAGGUGGGCGACGACUGGUGGUUUUACGGGGACCGGUGUCAGAGCCGGGGAACAGUGGAGGACAAAACUACCCUGGCGCUGGCUUCCUCUCUGUCCGUGCUGGCGGCCAUGACUAUAAUCACGAUCGUCACGGCUGUUUGUCUGAAGAAGAAGUACAAGAAAAGGAACUUUGGCAGCCAGAACUUCGUCAUGACGAACGCGUACGCUGGCGAGAAGCUGUAAAUGUUGCUGUGGAAGAGCUCCCUCUAGUGGUGAAGAGGGCCAAACGCAUGUAAAUUAAAAA
Synchiropus splendidus (mandarinfish) is the source of this 2239-nucleotide messenger RNA. RefSeq names its product meprin A subunit beta b (gene mep1bb). Lineage: Eukaryota; Metazoa; Chordata; Actinopteri; Syngnathiformes; Callionymidae. Gene Ontology annotation, cellular component: membrane. Gene Ontology annotation, biological process: proteolysis. Bases 1 to 2178 code for a protein of 725 amino acids. Gene Ontology annotation, molecular function: metalloendopeptidase activity; zinc ion binding; protein binding. The transcript has 14 exons. The record is from RefSeq and is a predicted model, not a curated record.